AUGGAAGAACGGCUUUCGAAGAUUUCUGUGGACGGGAUGCGCGAGAUAAGGGACCUGGAUGGAAGCCUUGAUGGCAGAUGUGUAAGUGUGCGGGGGUUUGUGUUUAAGUCCUCGUGUACAGGCAAGUAUAUUUUCAUUGUUCUGCGAGACGGUGGGUGCACUGUUCAGUGCAUGUGCGAAAAGCCUACUGAUGGCUCUGGAGGCCUGACGAUGCCGGAGUUCAGUUCACUUAGGAAGGUGACGCACGAAUCCUACAUUGAAAUAAGGGGAAGGGUGGUGAAGCAAGGGAUGGAGAUAUCUGGGUGCAGCAAGAAGGACAUUGAGGUCCGGAUCCUCGGGUUUAGGGUUCUCAGCAUUGCGGACAAGAGCUUGCCGUUUGCCAUGAAGGACGUCUCUGCAACAGCUGAGGAGAGGGAGAAGAACCCGACGCUUCAGAAUGUUGCAUACCACAUCCGACUGGACAACAGGGCAAUGGAUCUCCGGGCGCCGCAGACGAGGGCCACCUUCCGGGUGGUUGAUGGGGUGAUGUUCUUCUUCAGGACCUAUCUCAGACAGAACGGGUUUAUGGAGAUAAAGACAUCCAAGCUGAUUGGGAGUUCAAGCGAGGGAGGAGCCAAUCUCUUCAGCGUGGACUACUUCAAGAGAAAGGCGUUUAUGGCACAAAGUCCCCAGCUGUACAAGCAGAUGGCGAUUGUGGGGGGAUUCAAGAGGGUGUAUGAGAUAGGCCAUGUGUACCGUGCCGAGGAGUCGAACAUCAACAGGUAUCUAAGCGAGUUUGUCGGGCUUGACAUGGAGAUGGAGAUAUGCACGGACUACAACGACGUGAUCAGGUUUAUUCACUCAAUGCUUGUAAGCAUCUUCGACAACCUGAAGAAGGAGUAUGGAGAAGAGCUGGAGACCAUCAGGGCCUUCCAUGCGUUUGAGGAUCUCAAGUACAGGCGGGACCCUGUUGUCCUCACGCACAGGGAAUGUGUGGACCUUCUUUUGAACGAAGGUGUCGAGAUGGGGUACGAGGAUGACUUCAACAGCGAGAGUGAGAAAAAGCUUGGAUCUGUUGUAAGAAGGAUGCACGGGGUGGACAUCUUUGUCAUAAAGGACUAUCCGAUAUCCACGCGGCCGUUCUACACAUACAGAGACGAGGAGAAGGGAAUAACAAGGUCAUACGACUUCAUCCUAAGGGGGCAGGAGAUUCUCUCUGGGGCCCAGAGGGUCAGCAUUUACAAGGACCUCGUCAAGUAUGUCGAGGAGCAUGGAAUAUCGCCGUCUUCUUUAGGAGGGUACCUGGAGUCGUUCAAGUACGGGGCCCCUCCCCAUGGAGGAUGUGGAAUUGGGCUUGAGAGGUUGAUGAAGGCAUACUUUGGAAUGGGAGACAUAAGAUGCUUCUCGCUAUUCCCCAGAGACCCAAACAGGCUCUAUCCUUAA
Encephalitozoon cuniculi GB-M1 is the source of this 1422-nucleotide messenger RNA. RefSeq lists its product as uncharacterized. Gene Ontology annotation, cellular component: aminoacyl-tRNA synthetase multienzyme complex; cytosol; cytoplasm. Bases 1 to 1422 code for a protein of 473 amino acids. NCBI's taxonomy places the organism in Eukaryota, Fungi, Microsporidia, Unikaryonidae. Gene Ontology annotation, molecular function: ATP binding; RNA binding; aspartate-tRNA ligase activity. The record is from RefSeq and is marked provisional. The transcript has a single exon. Gene Ontology annotation, biological process: aspartyl-tRNA aminoacylation.